Molecule: messenger RNA, 722 nt
Organism: Penaeus chinensis
Lineage: Eukaryota; Metazoa; Arthropoda; Malacostraca; Decapoda; Penaeidae
Product: bile salt-activated lipase-like
Exons: 2
Source: RefSeq, a predicted model, not a curated record
AUGAUCCCUACGCCUUCAGGAGACUCUCAAAUCAGCCCUACGCCUUCAGGAGACUCUCAAAUCAGCCCUACGCCUUCAGGAGACUCUCAAAUCAGCCCUACGCCUUCAGGAGACUCUCAAAUCACCCCUACGCCUUCGGGAGACUCUCAAAUCACCCCUACGCCUUCAGGAGACUCUCAAAUCACCCCUACGCCUUCAGGACACCCACUCACCGGCCCCCAGGCUUCCACGCCUUCAGGAGACUCUCAAAUCACCCCUACGCCUUCAGGAGACUCUCAAAUCACUCCUAGGCCUUCAGGAGACUCUCAAAUCACCCCUACGCCUUCAGGGGACUCAAAUCACCCCUACGCCUUUAGGAGACUCAAAUCACCCCUACGCCAUCAGGAGACUCUCAAAUCACCCCUAAGCCUUCAGGAGACUCAAAUCACCCCUACGCCUUCAGGGGACUCAAAUCACCCCUACGCCUUCAGGAGACUCUCAAAUCAGCCCUACGCCUUCAGGAGACUCUCAAAUCAGCCCUACGCCUUCAGGAGACUCUCAAAUCAGCCCUACGCCUUCAGGAGACUCUCAAAUCACCCUACGCCUUCAGGAAAACUCUCAAAUCAGCCCUACGCCUUCAGGAGACUCUCAAAUCAGCCCUACGCCUUCAGGAGACUCCCCAAUCAGCCCUACGCCUUCAGGGACUCUCAAAUCAGCCCUACGCCUUCAGGAGACCCCAAAUC